AUUUGAAAAUGCGACUAUUACUAUUUCAUCACAUUGUUUUAAGUGGCUAUAUUUUUUCUGAGGCCACAAAAAAAUUCCCAGAUAACUUUAAAUUUGGUGUAGCGACAUCAUCUUACCAAAUCGAGGGUGCGUGGGAUAAAGACGGCAAAUCUCCAAGUAUAUGGGAUCAUUUAACCCACACGAGACCAUGGCACAUAGAAGAUGGAAGGAAUGGUGACAUAGCUUGUGAUUCUUAUUACAAAUACAAAGAAGAUGUAAGAAUGCUCAAGGAAUUGGGCGUAGAUUUUUACAGAUUCUCAAUAGCCUGGACAAGAAUUCUGCCGUCUGGUUUUAUAAAUACUAUUAAUUGGGAUGGAGUGAAAUAUUACAAUAACUUAAUUGAUGAACUAUUAAAAAACAACAUAGAACCAAUGGUAACUUUAUACCAUUGGGAUCUUCCCCAAACUCUUCAAGAAUUGGGUGGUUGGACCAACCCAAUUAUGGAGGAAUAUUUUGCUGAAUAUGCCAGAUUAUGCUUUAAAUUAUUUGGCGAUAAAGUUAAAUUAUGGACAACCAUAAAUGAGCCCAGAUUGGUUUGUUUAAUGGGGUAUGGCAUAAAUGUCAUGGCACCAGCUUACAAUAACACUGGUAUAGGAGAUUACCUAUGUGGUCAUACUUUACUAAAAGCUCAUGCUAGAGCUUACCAUAUUUACGACGAUGAGUUCAGAAAGGAUCAAAAAGGAAAGAUUUUCAUUGUAUUGGAGUUUCAAUGGCUUAUACCUAAAACUAAUUCAACUGCUGAUAUAAAUGUUACUGAAACUGCUAGACAUUUUAUGUUUGGAUGGUUUGCAAACCCUAUUUACCUUGGUAACUACCCCAAAGUAAUGAUAGAUUUAGUAGCUGAAAGAAGUGCCAAACAAGGCUUUCCGAAAUCUAGACUACCUAAAUUUACAGAAAAAGAAAUUGACUAUAUUAAGGGUACCACGGAUUUUUUGGGUUUAAACACUUAUACAAGUUUUCUUACUAAUUCUGAAGAAUUUUAUGAUUACAAAAUGGUCGGGUUUGAAAAUGAUAUUGGUUUUCAAAUAUCACAUGAUCCUGCGUGGGAGGCAACCGCUCAACCACAAUUUAAGAUUGUACCAUGGGGUACAAGACAAAUGUUAAAAUGGAUAAAGGAAACUUAUGAUAGUCCUGAGAUUUUUUUUACUGAAAAUGGAAUGGCAGAUAAUGGCACUUCUUUAGACGAUCAAUUAAGAAUUAAAUUUUAUAGGGAGCAACUAAAGGCAGUUUUAGACUCGAUGCAUAAAGAUGAUGUAAAGGUUUCAGGAUAUACAGCGUGGAGCUUAAUGGAUAAUUUUGAAUGGGUUAGUGGAUAUAAUCUUAAAUUUGGACUCUACCACGUGGACUUCACAAGUCCAAAUCGGACUAGAACCCCUAAAUCAUCAGUGGCUUACAUGAGAAAAUUAUUUAAAACACAUUGUCCAAUAGAAGAGUGUGAAUGAUCCUUUAAUUUAUUAUAUAUAUUCUAG
Molecule: messenger RNA, 1508 nt
Organism: Brassicogethes aeneus
Lineage: Eukaryota; Metazoa; Arthropoda; Insecta; Coleoptera; Nitidulidae
Source: the annotation of a GenBank genome assembly